Molecule: messenger RNA, 2460 nt
Organism: Oncorhynchus nerka (sockeye salmon)
Lineage: Eukaryota; Metazoa; Chordata; Actinopteri; Salmoniformes; Salmonidae
Gene: adap2
Product: ArfGAP with dual PH domains 2
Exons: 11
Coding region: 167-1312 (381 amino acids)
Biological process (GO): heart development; positive regulation of GTPase activity
Cellular component (GO): intracellular membrane-bounded organelle; plasma membrane; cytoplasm
Molecular function (GO): phosphatidylinositol bisphosphate binding; GTPase activator activity; phosphatidylinositol-3,4,5-trisphosphate binding
Source: RefSeq, a predicted model, not a curated record
AAAAUCACAAGCAUUUUACGUUCGUCGUGGUCCUACACACGUUCCAGUUUUCGUCCAAACUCACAGAAACGUCAACAUUUGUUUUUCGUUACGUAAAUGGCUAAUUACACCACUCAUAUUUAACCUAAAUAUUUCCUACAUUCGAUAGAUUUAUAUUCGCAAAAUAAUGGCAAAUAAGGACAGAAACAAAACGAUUUUGCUGGAAUUGGGGAAACUGCCAGAAAACAACCAAUGCGCAGACUGUAGCGCGCCGGAUCCUGACUGGGCGUCCUAUAAGCUGGGUGUAUUUGUGUGUCUGAACUGCUCUGGAGUGCACCGCAACCUGUCCAACAUCAGCCGCGUUAAAUCCAUACGGCUCGACUUCUGGGAUGACGAGCUAGUGAAGUUCAUGAAAACCAAUGGAAAUGCCACAGGCAGAGCCAUCUAUGAGAAAGCAGUCCCAGCAUUCUACUACCGGCCCCAGCAAGAAGACUGUGCCGUCUUAAGGGAGCAGUGGAUAAGAGCAAAAUAUGAGAGGAUGGAAUUUACCGGCGAGACAAAGUAUCCCCCACUGGCCUACACGACAGGUUUCUAUGAAGGGAUGCUGUGGAAGAAGGGGAAGGAGAAGGGACAGUUUCAGAGAAGGAAGUUUGUUCUGUCUGAGAAGGAAUUCACCCUGGCUUACUUCAACAAGGAGGAUCUGUCCAAAGGGCCCAAAGCGCUCAUCUCCAUCAAAGACGUGAAUGUGACCUUUCAACCUGAGAAAAUUGGUCACGCCCAUGGUCUGCAGAUUACCUACCAGAAAGACAGCCACACCAGAAGUAUUUUUGUCUACCACGAAAGUGGAGAGGAGAUUGUCAACUGGUUCAAUGCCAUUCGAGCUGCUCGCUUUGCCUACCUGAAAACAGCAUACCCCACAGGAAGUGAUAAAGAAUUGAGGACUAGAAUUACCAGAAACUACCUCAAAGAAGGAUACAUGGAGAAGACAGGUCCUAUGCAAAAGGAGACGUUCAAAAAGAGAUGGUUCAUCUUGGACUCCCAAGACAGGAAGCUCCUUUACUUCAAAAGCCAGCUGGAUGCUGAGGAGCUGGGAGUUGUGUUCAUCGGCACAGAGACCAAUGGUUACUCAGUGAGUGAGUGCAUUCCCAAAAGGACCAGAGGCAACCGGUGGAGGUGUGGAGUCACAGUGGACACACCGGACCGCCAGUUUGUCUUCAUGUGUGAGCAGGAGAGGGAACAGAGAGAGUGGGUGGAGGCCCUCAGAGAGGUCAUCUCUAAACCCAUGCAGCCCCAGGACUACACCACUGAAGCCAACAUCCGAGGGAAGAGUUGACUUUGGAGAGAGAGCCGAGGGAAGAGUUGACUUUCGAGAAAGCACUGACUUUCGAGAGAGAGAUUCCACCAACAUUGGCUGCAAAACCCACUCUGAAGACUCAUCUACACUGAACAAAAAUAUAAACACAACAUGCAACAAUUUCAAAGAUUUUACUGAGUUACAGUUUAAAUAAGGAAAUCAGUCUGUUGAAAUAAAUUAAUUCAGACCUAAUCUAUGGAUUUCACAACUGGGAAUACAAAUAUGCAUCUAUUGGUCACAGAUACAGAAAACCAGUUAGUAUCUGGUGUGACCACCAUUUGCCUCAUGCAGCGCGACAUAUCCUCUUUGCAAGUUGAUCAGGCUGUUGAUUGUGGCAUGUGGAAUGUUGUCCCACUGCUUUUCAAUGGUUGCUGGAUACUGGCGGGAACUGGAACACGCUGUCGAUCCAGAGCAAUCCCAAACAUGCUCAAUUAGUGACAUGGUUGGUGAGUAUGCAGGCCAUGGAAGAACUGGGAUUUUUUUUUAUUCCAGGAAUUGUGUACAGAUCCUUGCGACAUGAGGCCGUCCAUUAUCAUGCUGAAACUUAAGGUGAUGGCGGCUGAUGAAUGGCACGACAAUGGGCGCGACAGGAUCUCGCCACGGAGUCUCUAUGGAGUCAAAUUGCCAUCAAUAAAAUGCAAUUGUGUUAAUUUUCCGUAGCUUUAUGCCUUCCCAAAUCAUAACCCCACCGCCACGAUGGGGAACUCUAUUCACAACGUUGAGCUUCCCUGAGACCGUUUCUGGCAAGUUUGUGCAGAAAUUCUUCAGUUUUGCAAACCCACAGUUUCAUCAGCUAUCUGGGUGGAUGGUCUCAGAUGAUCCUCCAGAUGAAGAGACCGGAUGUGGUGGUCCUAAAAUUUUAGAGAAAUAAAUUUUUUGGUGCAUCGGGAACAUUUCUGGGAUCUUUUAUUUCAGCUCAUGAAACAUGGUACCAACACUUUACAUGUUGUGUUUCUAUUUUUCUAUUUUCUAUUUUAUUUUUUACAUGAUUCUACUGGAAUUAUUGAAAAAUGAAUUGGGGCAGUACUGUCUCACCACAAAUGAUGGACAAACUAGAUGCCUUGCUCGGCAUGGAAGGUAAAAUUCUUAUUCUCAAACCUUACGUAUUAAAAUGGCAGAGUUGUGUG